Exophiala oligosperma is the source of this 2329-nucleotide messenger RNA. RefSeq lists its product as uncharacterized. The record is from RefSeq and is a predicted model, not a curated record. The transcript has a single exon. The coding region runs from base 568 to 2049 and encodes 493 amino acids. NCBI's taxonomy places the organism in Eukaryota, Fungi, Ascomycota, Eurotiomycetes, Chaetothyriales, Herpotrichiellaceae.
CCUCAUCACUGGUGGCUGUUCUUUGCUAUUUUCAUCUUCAAGCGCCCAGCGACCCGCUUAAGAGCAUUCUCACCCCAUGGCACUAUAUGGAUCUCCGAGUCGACCCCAGAACUCAACCAUUCAGGUAUCGUACGCACGCGCCACGUCCCGUGUUGCAGACCUAGCCAGGUACCGAAUUCAGCAUGUCCCAGGACUCUGGUUCAGGAGUCCUGCAUGGGCCUGAAUUCCUCCUAUCUUGGCCCGUAGGUUCUGUCCUCUAAGCGCAGAGUGAGUGUAUCAAUGCAAGGUCGGGCCAAUAGAACCGGACUCUCAUCAAACGCCAUGUUAGAUAUCUCAUGUCUAGGAGAUCUACGUUGCAGCUUUUGGUCUUCUAAAUUGGGGCCAUAUCAUGGCAAUAUCCCCUCUUGGUGCUUAUUCCACGCCUGUCUUUUGUCUUGAAAUCUCAAGGUUCAUGGCUUCAAAUCAGUGACAUUUGUGCCUGCGCGAGCUGUCGUUAACUCACUCUUCACGCUUAUCUGAAAGGACUUUUUCACCACACAAGAUCGUACCCGUCAAACAACUUCGGACAUGUCUCUUUCAAGUGAAUCUCCUAGUUCCUCAUCAGCAGAUGAUUUGCCUCCUUCCUCCUUCGAUGGAAGCCACCUGCCAUGGAGUGCGUUUCGACAAGAAGUACUUGUCUCCCACGGCGUCCGAAUCCUCGACAGCCCACCCAAGGAGUGUCUCCCGACUUCAUUCCUCAAAAUUGUCGAAGCAGCACACGAGGGCACACCGCGAUUCGACAACGAAAAGUCUUCAUUCUGGGACCAGGUGAUGACUGGUCGAGGAUUUGGCCCGUCACCAUUGUUUCCGCCAACUCUACUUCCACCGCUUGAGAAAGUAUCACGCCUAGCUCGGUGCAUGGUACCGUCUUUCAGCCGAGAGGCAAUGCCCGAGAGGGUCGUUCACCAACUUGGACCCCUUUACGAACUAUCCGUCCCACGUCCUGGACUCGGAUGCGGCUUUUCAACACAUGCUUUCACAACAAAGGAAUUGGCUUCUCUGCCUCACUGGCUCCAGGCAACUGGCACUACAGUGCAUUUCGAUACUGGUUUUGUGUCUCCAGGAGCUACAAUGUACUGUCCAUUUCUUACGUUUGAACGAGCAUAUGGCAACAAACAACACCAGGUCGAGUCUGCAAACAAUCACUGUGCUGUUGCGGGUGCGUUCAGUGCUCGCGCGCUCCAGAUGCUCUAUGCAAUGGCGUGGAAAGGUGAUAUGAUGCCGGAAUUGCCGGUAGCCUUCUCAUGUACGAUCGACAACAGCUUCGCCCUGCUCAAUCUCCAUUGGAUCGACCACGGACAAGCAUACUGUAUGGCGCCCGUGUGUCAGUUCGACCUCAGCAAGCAAGCUCACUUCGAUAAGUUCUUGGCCUGGAUCCAAGGCAUUGGUGAAUGGGCGCUUGGCCACGUCUUGCCUCUCGUCAAACAAGCAAUUACUCGUCUCCAGACAGCCAAGAGCAUUCCACCUACCCCGGGGGUGCCCAUCAGGCUGAGGAUAGAUACAAAGAUGAACAGCAACGAGCUCAUCAUGUCAUCGUUAAAGACCGCAUUUGACAACAUCCCAUGGCGAUUUGACGACGAAGACUAUACACCAAGCUGCAGCAGUACGGCUAGUUGGGGAAGCCCCAUGGUGUCGGAGGAGACUUUUCAGACCCUGAGUUAUCCGGCAGUUCACCCACCACGAAGCAACACUAGGGAGCCGCCAGCUCCUGCUCGUAGAGGCGGCGCAAAGACCAACCCUAGCCCUGCUACUCCGCCGCCCUCGUAUCUGCAGAAUCAGGACAUUGUAUGGCAGAAGCGCUUUGGUCACGCGAUGGAUGAGAUUCGAGAACUCCAACAGCAAAUUUCGACAUUGAAAAGGGAUUUUGAUUCGGCCAUGAUCAUGCUCCGUGAUCAGAUUACUUCCAUCAAACGUAGCAGCAAGGACAGUUCACCGUCAACUCCGAAGGGUGGACCCUCCACUCGGGUGACGGAUCAUUCGAUAAACUCGUGUCCCCUUACGCCCUCCUAAAGGCUGUGGUUGUUCUGAUUUCAUGAUAGCAGACUGUUUGGACUGUGCGCACAGGGUCAGUGAUCGAAUAUGCUCGAGAUGAACGCUAAGGCCAAAAGCUUAGAAUGGGUAAGAACAUCUUUUUGGUGAGGUUUUGGUAUUGUAGAAUCUGGUAUCACGCUGCAAGUUGUCUCCGGCCUUGUCCCUGGCCUCGUUACAUUAACGCCAAUAAAUGCUUGACCGGUAUUUGAACAUCCUCUACCGUCUUGCAGUUCUUAUACACUUUUUGUUUCCGCCAUAU